Molecule: messenger RNA, 4396 nt
Organism: Pelodiscus sinensis (Chinese soft-shelled turtle)
Lineage: Eukaryota; Metazoa; Chordata; Testudines; Trionychidae
Source: RefSeq, a predicted model, not a curated record
GCUCUGUCCCUCGCCCCCCUUGGUUAGGCUUUGAGUGAAGAAUAUUUGCCCCCCCCCACCCCCCUCGUUUCCCAUUGCUCCCCGUGGACUCGUGGGAAAGCAGCUUCUAGGCCAGCCCCAGAUGUGAAGUGGAGCAAAGCGAAGAUUCUAGUCGUAGGUGGCUCUUGUAGGAUACCAAGGCCCGUGAGUUAAUGUGCUUCCCAUUUCUGGGGGAACCUGAGAGGAACCUGCUGCUGUCAAAAUAAUCAUCUUGCAGGCUGCCCACAGCAGUGCCCCCAAAGGGAUCGACAUCAGGAUCUAGACUAACUCUGGAUGCACCCAGCGUAGCUGACUUUAAUUUUAAUUUUGCAUGUUUUAAAAAAAAACACACAAAAUCAAAUUUGUGGGUGACUGUGGUCUUGGCUGCCUAAGAUCAACAAACAAAGCAACAGAAUUCUUUCCAUUGGGUUUUUAAUGAAGAAUGAGAAUACGAAAAUAGCUCUUCGUAUCAUACCUAUCAGUAUGUGGAGUCAGAAAAUCAUUCCCAAAACUGGUGCUUUGGGGAGCACGGGUGCACAGUGCACUUGGGGGUUGAGCUGUGCACCUUAUUUUCGGAAUAGAAUGCUGUGUUAUUUGAUUAUAAAAAUGAAAUAUCCUGGGAAUAGUUAAUUUUGAAACAAGGAAACAAAACUACCACCAUGUCGUGUAAUUAAGGUGGAUGUGUAGGCUUAAUAGACAGUGCGAAAUUUGAUUCUGAAGUCCUGAGGAUUUCAGGAAAAAGUUGGUGUAGAGAUACUUCCUUCUGUCUCUUUUCCUCUUAAAAUAGUACCUAUUAAAGACAGUGGUUCAAGAGGAAGUUGACUCCUACAGAUACUCAAGAAAGACCAGUUGCGUGCGCAAUAUCGGUUGUCAGUAAUCCCAUAGUAAAAUUACUUCAAGUUCUGGCAUAAAUUCUGGAAAUAGAGAAUGAGUGUCUAUUCUGUCUGUAUGCCAGUCUCCCCUCGUAGUAGAUGCAGCCACUUUAAUAGUGCCAGCAGUCUGGAAUUUUUUCCCAGUGCCCAUUCUGACAUUGAUGAUGAUGAUAAGGUGGUGGAAAGGGUGGAGCGACGGUCCAAACAUAAAGGAAAGAAGGGGUUGUGGACUAAGGGAAAGCCACGCCAUAAAAAACUGGUACUGUCUAAAAAAUUUGUUAAAGAUCUGGGUCCGGCAGGUGCUGUUGAAGCUGCUUGUGCUGCAGCUGCAGUAGUCGAGCCUGCUGCUCCGGAGCAAGAUGGAAAGAGCUUCUUUAUCGAGAGCAAUACAGUAAAACAGGUUCUGUUGCCUGGUACGAGAGCAAAGACUUCAAUUGUGUGGAAUUUUUUCCGCGUUGAUCCCCAGUAUACUUGUCGUGCUAUCUGCAGCAUAUGUAAAAAAAGCGUCAGCCGUGGCAAGCCAGGCACCCACCUUGGCACAUCAACACUUCAACGGCAUCUCCAAGCAAAGCAUUCUGUGUACUGGACUGUGGCUAAUAAACUAAAUGCUGCUGGUGAAAACAGCAUAGGGGAGGAGGAAUAUGCCUUUAAUGUGCCUUUAUCACCUGUCUGCCCAGAUAGCAGAUUUAGCAGUUUCAGCAGCAAUGAGAAUUUGGAAUAUAUUCCUAAUGUUCAGUGUGACAGUGACGGGGCCGAAGAGGCACUAGGCCAGUUUUCUACAAAAAAAAGAAGAAAGAAAGGGCUGCAGAUUAAUGAGUUACACCCAGGAAAACCAGAGCAUUCCAAAAAAAUUGCCAAAGAUGUGGGUCCCACAGGUGCAAUGACUACAGCCGGUGCAGCCGCAGCAAUAGAGAGAGAGAAUUUUCUCAUUGAAAGCAAUAUGGCCAAACGUGUCCUGAUGCCAGGAACCAGGACCAAGACAUCAGCAGUUUGGAACUUCUUCUACAUUGAUCCUCAGAAUACCUGCAAGGCUGUUUGUAAUGUCUGUAAAAAGAGUGUCAGUCGAGGCCGGCCAGGCACUCACUUAGGCACCUCCACGCUGCAAAGGCAUCUGCAGGCCAUGCAUCAUCUACACUGGGCCAUGGCCAACAAAUCAAAUGGCACUACUGGUACCGGUUUAGAUGAAGAAGCAGUAGAGGAUUUUUCUAUUGGUCCCAGGGAGAUGGACUUGUCACUUCUCUGUCCCAGAAGUAUUUCAAGUUAUUUCUUGUCUCGGAGGGAUAAACUUCCAGCCAGUUACAGUUUAAUACCUCAAGGCCUGGAUAUCCAUACUCCAAAUUUAUUUCCUAAGCCAAUGCUUGGUAAAAAAAAGGCCGUAAGUCCCAACUUCAGGACGCCGCAAGACUCUCAAACAUCCACUGCUGAGAAGAAAAUUGAAUACCAUGAAAUACCAAUUGCGCAACAGAUAAACAGGGCUAUUACAGAACUGAUUAUUGAGGAUAUGCAACCCUAUUCAUUUUUUUCUACCCUGGCUUUUCAGAGAUUAAUGCAGAUAGUGGCACCAGGUUAUCAUCUGCCAUCAAGAACUUACUUUUCCACAAAGGCUGUGCCCCGGUUAUACAGUGUGGUGAGAGAAAAGGUUUUCAUGUCUCUUAAGAAAGCUGAGUGCAAAAAAGUUCACUUAACCAUUAAUAUGUGGACCCAUGAACCAAGCACAGACUAUCUGGCAGUGAUAGCCCAUUGGGUGUCUUUUGAAAUGCUGCUGUCUUCCUCUCACAGUGCCAGCAGAACUCCCAGUUGCAGGAAGCAGGCAGCUCUUUGUGUAACUGGCUUUACUAAAGAUUAUGCAGCAGACAGUAUUUUACAAGAACUAAAUUACCAAAUUGGUGUGUGGCUUUCCCCCAAUUCCCUCACCCCUGGCUUCAUAGUUUCAGAUAACGCUGCCAGUGUUGUGCGUGCAGUGAGAGAUGGAGACUUGACCCAAGUGCCAUGCUUUAUAUUUUGUUUAAGUUCAGUAAUUCAGGACUUCCUCUGUGAGCACAAAAGCACAGGGAGCAUGUUAGCAACUGCUCGAGAAAUUUGCAAGCAUUUUAAUCAUUCUUUUAAGGCCCGUCAAAUUUUGCAGGAGUUCCAGCAUGCAAACCAUCUUCCACAGCACAACUUGAAGAAGGAGGUAGCCACCCAGUGGACCUCCACCUUUUAUAUGCUGAAGCGACUUUUAGAACAGCAGAAAGCAGUGCAUGACUAUUGCAUGCAACAUCAUGCGGGAAGGGUGGGUGGAGUCAUCCUCACCUCAUUUCAAUGGUGUCUGAUGGCUCACCUGUGUGACAUCCUUGAGCCAUUUGAAGAAGCCACUCAGGAAGUGAGCAUGUGCACUGCAGGGCUUAGUCAGGUGCUGCCAUUAGUUCACCGCCUGCUCCUGACUCUGCAGAACAUGCGAAAAGACUUUCAGAUUAAAGGUGCCACUGUAGCUCUAGGGUUGGUGGAUGACUUGUGUGUAAGGCUCGAAACUGACACCCAACUGAGUGCUGUGCUCAGAUCUGAGCAUUAUAUCUUGGCCACGUUAUUAGAUCCCUGCUUUAAAGACAACUUAGAAGAAUACCUUCCUCAAGGUACUGACUUGAUAAACUAUAAGCAGAUCCUUAUUGAAACAGUAUGUGAACAUAUGUGCAAUUCAGUGGAGGGUUGUUCGUUGGAAGCUACAGAAAUAUCAGGCCAUUCAUCACUUGUAGAAACCGAUCCUUUUGCUCUUUGCUUUAAGGAAGAUUACUCUGGUUCAGGUCUUGUCAGUGGCUCCUCUUCGAGUGUUGCAUCUUUGAUUGGCAAGAAGAGGCUGUUGUGCCCCUCAGCUGCAGUGGUGGUAGAAGAGUACUUUCAAGACAAGUCUCCGGGGAUAGCCAUUAAAGAUGACCCCUUGAUUUAUUGGCAGGGGAAACUGAGAAAGUGGCCUGCAUUAACCCAAGUAGCUAUUCAAUAUCUCAGCUGCCCACCCUGUAGUCUACAUUCUGGAUGUGUCUUCAGCACAGCCAGACACCUCAUUUCCGAACACUGUGCUAGUCCAGGUUUUGACAACAUUGAACAGUUAAUGUUCCUUAAAAUGAACUUAAAAAGUAUUAAUUAUGACUAUUCUACUCUGGCCUUGGGCUUUGAUACAGAGGAUGAGAUCACUCAGAGUAGCGAAGAUGAGAUGUAUUAGCCAGAGCUGAUAGUUUCCGUUUGUUCUAUGCUUUGGACCACUUGAAGUGCUGGGACUUGUGCUGCUAUAUACUGUUCUUGUACAGUUAUUAUCUAGCACUUGUGCUUUCCAUCUUCAGAGCACUAGAUCCUAUAUGAUAUCCUCCAAAUGCCCCGGAGAGGUGUGUAAAUAAGCAUUAUGUUCAUUUUGCAGACCAGAAAACUGACUCCUGACUUAGUGAGAAAGGUAGGAUGAAAAUUGGGAGCUCCUGAUUUUGUGUUCAAAUUGUCCUAAUAAACACUGCAUAGGAUUUUUAUAUAAACAUUAAUGA